Molecule: messenger RNA, 815 nt
Organism: Corvus hawaiiensis (hawaiian crow)
Lineage: Eukaryota; Metazoa; Chordata; Aves; Passeriformes; Corvidae
Exons: 4
Coding region: 102-815 (237 amino acids)
Source: RefSeq, a predicted model, not a curated record
UCUCUGCUGCUGGUGCCUUCAAGGCACAAGCGCAGGACUUGUUCACUCAGAGCUUUCCCAAGGAAUCUCUCUUGAAGGUGCCCUCGAGGCCACACUGUGGCAUGGCGGGCAGAUUCCGUCGCCUGUUCAAAGUGCUCAGGAGGAAAAAAGGCCCUGGAGCUGCCCCAGCACAACAGCCCGAAGAGCUGGAGCAGUUCCAGCCACGGCAGGACGAUGCAGCCCUGGACCGGACACAAGAGCAGGACCGUGCCCACGGCCGCUUCCGGAGAACAGUGCAGAUGUUCCGGAAGUUCAUGUGCAUUCGGCGUGGAAAGACCAGCACCACAGCAACUGAGGGCACAGCUGAGCCUGACUCUGGGCUGACCGAGCUCCAGGCAGAGCCUGAUGUCAGCACAGAUAUCACUGCACCCUCAGAAGACUCUGACAGUCCAAUGAAUGAUCACACAGCGAAGACUGACAGGGCAGUGACUGAGGACAUGGCAGUGACUGAGGACAUGGCAGUGACUGAGGACAUGGCCAUCACAAACACUGACACCGGAGAGACUCAGGGCAUCCCAAAUACUGACACUAUGCCCAUUCCCACUGGGAUUCAUGCUCCCAAACUGGAUUUUUUUGAAGAGAGUGCUGCUUCUCCUCAGCAGCAGGUGCCAGCCAUGGUGAGGAACAUUCACCAGAGACUCGGGUCCCAUGUCACUGUGGAUGCCUGGCUGCAAAUUGACAUUCUGAGGCUGGCUGAAGAGCACCCCGCUGAUGUGGUGCUGACCCUCCUGCGCUGUGCCCCAUCGUGCGACAGGUACGGGGCCCAGCUGCCUUGA